AUGGCAUUGGGCAGUGUUUGCAGAGUUUGGAUUGUGUGGGUGUUGUUGUCCGGGACCCUGAGCCUGGGCUGUGAGAGGCUGCAGUUACUGCAAGAUCUCAACACGGACACUCUGGGCAAACUGAAUGAAAUGGGCGGCCCCUUUCCGUGGCGUUGUGUCAGAGAGAAGGUCCCGUUGAAAACACAGCCCUUGAAACUGGUGAACCUUGCAAAUGGGUUGUCGGCUCUGGAAAAGAUCCAGAUUGUCCUUCAAACACUGAGGCAAACUAGCGAGAUCUACAGCGAGGAUUCGGGCUCGGCCCCGUGGCCCCGCGAAGAGGUGGAAAGCUUCCGGCUUCUCCUGCAUCGGCAGAUCAGAGAGCCGGAGGAAUGCACGUGGAAACGGGCGCCGGAGUCUCAGCAAAAGAGAAACAUUGCUGUUCACAAAUACUUUCGAAAACUGCGACGCUUUCGGAAACAUCAGUUGCGGCGCGGCCGCAUUACCCCGGCAGACCGAGCUAGAGACUUCUCGUGGAGGCGAGAAGACAGGGAAGGGAUCGGGACCGACUUCACACUCGGUUCGAAGCCGUUUAAUGUAAAGGAAAAGCAGAAAUGUCUGUCAUCGGAGAGCAGAGUGUGGGUCAGGUGUAUCGGCGCUGAGAGAGUCGCCACCAACCAAGCGGCCGUGAGCCGGCUCUCCGCACUGUCCCCCUGA
Molecule: messenger RNA, 693 nt
Organism: Amblyraja radiata (thorny skate)
Lineage: Eukaryota; Metazoa; Chordata; Chondrichthyes; Rajiformes; Rajidae
Product: interferon alpha-10-like
Exons: 4
Coding region: 1-693 (230 amino acids)
Biological process (GO): defense response
Cellular component (GO): extracellular region
Molecular function (GO): cytokine receptor binding
Source: RefSeq, a predicted model, not a curated record